This is a messenger RNA of Daucus carota subsp. sativus, 3317 nucleotides long. Its product is annotated as phosphate transporter PHO1 homolog 10. The coding region runs from base 265 to 2571 and encodes 768 amino acids. Gene Ontology annotation, molecular function: inositol hexakisphosphate binding. Gene Ontology annotation, biological process: phosphate ion transport; cellular response to phosphate starvation. The record is from RefSeq and is a predicted model, not a curated record. The transcript has 14 exons. Gene Ontology annotation, cellular component: plasma membrane; trans-Golgi network; cytoplasm. Lineage: Eukaryota; Viridiplantae; Streptophyta; Magnoliopsida; Apiales; Apiaceae.
CGAAUUUAUAAAAUAAUUAUUCUCACGUGUUCUCGUGCCAGCGGAAAUUAGAUUUUUGGUGCGGCAGGGAGUAAGCACUUAACAGAGCUCUGCUGCCUACAGCUGUUUUGUCGCGGUAAAAUUAGAUCAAGUCUAUAAAUAGCGAACUUUUCGAGCCUUUUUCAUUCUUCGCACAGCAGAUUAAAGCAGCUUCUUCAAGCUCAUUUUCUCCCUCCUCUCCUGUAACAAGUCAAGUGCUGGGCAUUGCAGAAACAGACGUGCAAGAUGAAGUUUGGAAAAGACUUUAAGAAGCAAAUGGUGCCUGAGUGGAUAGAAGCCUACAUGGACUAUAAUGGUCUUAAGAAAAUAUUACGAGAUAUCCGCCGUGCCAGGCAAAGCAAGGGGCCUCCAACACCAUCAAGAUUGUCACAUCAGCAGUCAAUGCUGUACACAACAUUCAGUGGUCUUAACCCACGACCUAAUAGUGUCCAUCAGAGUAAAGGUGAUAUUGAAGACCAGGUGAUAGAUGUUAGCACGACACAACAAGAGGGUUCUACGAAGUUAUACAAUACUAAGUUUCUCAAGUCCAAUGAAGAAGGAGGUGAUACUGAAGUUACAUUCUUCAAUAAACUUGAUUAUGAGCUCAACAAGGUCAAUAUAUUUUAUAAGGACAAGGUAGAGGAAGUUAUGAAGGAAGCAACUGAGCUGAACAAACAAAUGGAAGCUUUGAUAGCACUACGGAUCAAGGUUAAAAAGCCAGAUAUUGCUAAAAGUAAUUCUGAAGCUGUGAAACUGACUUCUCCAGGUAGAGAAAAGAUUCCAGAGGUAAAACCUAUGGAUUUGACACCUGAAGUAAACAAGGCUACUGCAAGCACACAAGGGAGUGCAAUUUCCGGAGAAGAUUAUGGUACUCGUCAUGGAAAGAUGGCAGAUUCUGCCAUACAUCAAGAAACUGAAUUGGAAGUCCUUGAUCGCGUAAAAAUGAAUAAUGCAAUUGAAGAUUCAAUAAUAACAAUAAGAGGCUUACUCAACGAUUCAAAGGGGAAGGAAUUGAACUUUAACAAAGAGGAGCUCAGGAAAGCUGAAGAAAGGUUGAAAAUUGUCUUUAUCGAAUUUUACCGCAAGCUACGUUUGCUAAAGCAAUACAGUUUCAUGAACCUCUUAGCAUUUUCCAAGAUUAUGAAAAAGUAUGAAAAGAUUGCAUCCAGAAAUGCAUCAAGAUCAUACAUGAAAAUAGUGGACAGUUCUUAUCUGGGGAGUUCGGAAGAGGUCGCUUGUCUCUUGGACAGAGUCGAAGAUGCUUUCAUCAAGUACUUCUCAAGAUUGAACCGUAGGGAAGGCAUGAAAUCACUGAGGCCAAAAUUUAGAAAAGAAAAGCACAGAGUAACAUUUUUUUCUGGAUUCUUCUUUGGUUGCGCAAUUGCCCUACUGGUCGCUGCAAUUCUACUUAUAGAAGCUAGGAAAGUACUUGACAAAGAACAGCAAGCCAAGUACAUGGACAACAUUUAUCCACUUUACAGUUUCUAUGCAUACAUUGUCCUGCAUAUGCUAUUCUAUUCUGCUAGUAUAUAUUUCUGGAGACGCUACAAGGUCAACUAUGCCUUCAUAUUUGGAUUCAAGCAAGGAACUGAACUGGGCUAUCGGGAAGUCUUUCUCCUCAGUACUGGUCUGGCAGUUCUUGUGCUUUCCACUUUUCUGGUGCACUUGCAUAUCAAAAUGGAUUCAAAAACUGAGCACUAUGAGACUUACGUUGACCUAAUUCCCUUGGGCUUAGCUUGUGUUGUUCUUCUCAUUACCAUCUGCCCUUUCAACUUCAUGUACAAAUCAAGUCGAUUCUUCCUUAUUCGAUGUUUUUUCCGCUGUAUUUGUGCUCCUCUAUGCACGAUAACUCUUGCAGAUUUUUUCUUGGCAGACCAUCUCACUAGCCAGGUUCAAGCGCUAAGGAGUUUCGAGUUCUAUACUUGCUUUUAUGGUUGGGGUAAAUAUGUCAAGGGAGAAUCUAAGUGCCACGAACUUGAUGUCUACAAUGUUUUUUAUUUCAUUGUAGCAAUUAUACCAUACUGGAUUCGCUUCCUUCAGUGCGUGCGCCGACUGUUUGAGGAGAAGGAGCCAGUGCAUGCUGUUAAUGGUUUCAGAUAUUUCUUAACAAUUGUUGCUGUGGCCAUCAGAACCGCAUUCGAAUUGAAAAAGGGAACAACUUGGAAGGUGUUGGCCUUCAUAAGCUCCAUUGUUGCAAUAGUGUUCAACACAUAUUGGGAUAUUUUUGUAGAUUGGGGCCUAAUGCAGAAGAGAUCUAAAAACUCAUUUUUGAGAGACAAACUUCUAGUUUCACACAAGAGUGUGUACUUCGCAGCUAUGGUUGUUGAUAUGAUACUGAGGUUUGCUUGGCUGCAACUGGUAUUGAAAUUUAAUGUGAUUGCUUUGCGUGGUGACGCCAUAACAAGCUUAUGUUCCUGCCUAGAGAUCCUUCGUCGUAAUAUUUGGAGUUUCUUCAGGUUGGAGAAUGAGCAUGUAAACAAUGUUGGCAAAUAUCGUGCAUUUAAGUUGGUUCCACUCCCCUUCUAUUACUAUGAUGAUGAAAAGGAUGAUUAGGUAAUUGUGUUUUUGGAUCCAGAAGCGAGAAUUGGCUCUGAUUUAUUUUCCUCUGCAAGUAUCGUCAUCAAGUGUCAUUAACGCACCAAGCAAUAACUCUUGAAAGGUUGCAAAUAAGGAAUACAAUGAUAGAAAUGAUAGCAAAGAGUCCCCGACUGAAAUAGGUUUUGCAGAAAAUUCAGUCCCGCAAAUGGGGCUAUCUAAUGAAAUCACGUUAUAAGGUAAGAAAAAGAAUUUGAGUGUCAUGUCAUGACAUUCUUGGAAUGCACAUUGUAUUCAUCCAUGUCAAUUGUAGCAGACGACAUGAUGUGCAAGUCAACUGAAUGUCGUUACAGUCUGAAUAAAGAUCCAAGUCACUCUCAUCCUCAGAAUAAGUAUCAUGAAAAUCCACUCUACAUGGCAUGAUACUUAUUACAAGAAUUCUUUGCAAGUGUAAGUCGCCAAGGUUUGGUGGCUCUGAUGGAAGAACGGCUUUUACAUGCUGCAGUUUUAGCUCAUGGUGGACAUGGUAUGUGCAUAUACGUUACCUUCUCUUUAUUUCCCCAACUUAUUUCUCAAGCGCCGAAAAAGAAAAUUACUACAUCCUACUUCGAUCUUUCUAAUUCAAAUAAAUGUUCCUUGUCACUAAAUAUAGCACAACUCCAAUGAUGCAUUUUCCUUGGCCCUGAAUAUAGAGCCAGCUUUGGGUGAGCUUAUGACUUAUGACUUAACGUGAUUUAUUUGAUAAGUUGGGAGUUUAAAAUGUC